AUGGCGGCAGUAGACAAAGGUUUCGCGUGGACAGUGGCGGUCGACGGGACGGCCUGCGUCGGGAAGUCUACAUUGCUGUCUCGGAUGAAGGAGGAAGGAUUCGCCGUGGUCGUGGGAGACUACGCGGAGGAUUGCGGGAGGUACCCGCUAUUCCGGGGCAAGGCCCAGGACAAAUUCCUGGAAUUGGCGUAUUUUAGUUAUCAGUGGGGGAAGCUGCAGCCGAACCACGUCCACGACCGGGGUCCGCUCAGUGCCUUGGCGUACGCGCUCAUCGUGGACGUCAUGGCCGGUGAGCGUACCCUGGAGGAGGCCCGGAGGGUCAUCCGGGAAACGCCGGCGGGUGUCUGGGCCCCCCUGUCCGGGAUCCGGACCAUUAUCUUGUUGGAGGACGACGCGGAGGAGGCCGUCGCGCGGAUGCGACGGCGCGCAAACGGUAUCGAUACCAUGUCGACCCGGUACGUGAUGGUGCAGAACGAGGUAUUCGCGACGCUGGCCGAGCGCGUCGGGGCGUGCGUGCUCCACCACCGGAAGGGGCAAGACAUGGGAGCGGAAACCCCGGGAAAUGGCAGUUAA
Molecule: messenger RNA, 573 nt
Organism: Gregarina niphandrodes
Lineage: Eukaryota; Apicomplexa; Conoidasida; Eugregarinorida; Gregarinidae
Exons: 1
Coding region: 1-573 (190 amino acids)
Source: RefSeq, a predicted model, not a curated record